This is a messenger RNA of Aspergillus aculeatus ATCC 16872, 1131 nucleotides long. RefSeq lists its product as uncharacterized. The transcript has 2 exons. Lineage: Eukaryota; Fungi; Ascomycota; Eurotiomycetes; Eurotiales; Aspergillaceae. Gene Ontology annotation, biological process: iron-sulfur cluster assembly. Gene Ontology annotation, cellular component: mitochondrion. Gene Ontology annotation, molecular function: 4 iron, 4 sulfur cluster binding; iron ion binding; 2 iron, 2 sulfur cluster binding. The record is from RefSeq and is a predicted model, not a curated record. Bases 242 to 940 code for a protein of 232 amino acids.
GUUUAGUUCCCCGCGAUCGGUUAUCGGCCAGAAGGCGGGCAACUGCACGGUGAUUAUUCUGCCGGUGUCUGCCGACGGCCGAUCAACCAAUGAUGCCACGCCGCUCACUCUGACUAACGGCAGUAUCUUUGGGAUGAUGAUAUAUAAUCAGUCACGCCUCUCGACAAUCCGAGACGUCAGUGACCACGAUAACGCCGCCAAUCCACUAGCUCCUUGAUCUUGGAGAUCGUUGAAGACCAUCAUGUCUCGUCCGGUAUUAUCAUCCGUCGUCCGCCGGCUAUCGCGUCCUCACUCAUCCAUCUCCGCGUUUUCGCCAUCGGCCGCGCCUCCGGUGAACUUCGCCGCAUCGUUUUGCGACACGGCAUCCCUCCGGUCCAGCUUGCGUCCUCUUAACAAAGAUACGAGAGGCAUCGCGUCCCGAAAGCUUACUACGCGAUACUCCGUGCUCUUCUACAAUGCAAUCCGCCUGCGCUACCCUUUCUCUUCGUCAGCGAUCCGGACGAACGCGAAGAUCCUACAAAACCCCCGAGUUGACGAGGAUGGAAACGAACUCACAAUCAAGAUAUCCCCGCGGGCCGCAGAACGGCUUCGUGAGAUCACAGACCCGACCUCCUCCCCGUCGGCCACGAAGGAGGAAAACCCCUACGACCACCUCCGGAUCACCGUGACAAGCGGCGGCUGUCAUGGGUUUCAGUAUAUGAUGUCCCUCGAAGCAGCGUCGAAGAUCGACCCCGAAGAAGAUACCGUCUUCAAAGCGGAGGACGCUCCUGCCGGACCCGGCGAGGCCAAAGUCGUCAUGGAUGAACCUUCGUUGGAGUUGCUUCACGGAAGUACGGUGGAUUACACGAUGGAGCUGAUUGGAAGUCAGUUCAAGAUCGUCGACAACCCGAGAGCUUCAAGUAAUUGCGGUUGCGGGACGAGUUUCGACGUUCUGGAGUAGGGGGGGGGGUUCGCUAAGGGUCUUGCGGAUCAUGGUUGUCGGGCUUUCCUGCUCCCAUUUCUGAGGGCAGUCGUGCUCUGUUCUGCCCCAUGUAUUAUACUUGGGAGUUGGCGUGCAUCAAACUACCACAACAUAGCUAUGCUUAACCGAAUAGAUUGUAAAUAGUAUAUCCCCACUCCGCUUCUGUUGGG